Messenger RNA from Paramisgurnus dabryanus, 2316 nucleotides. NCBI's taxonomy places the organism in Eukaryota, Metazoa, Chordata, Actinopteri, Cypriniformes, Cobitidae. The record is from RefSeq and is a predicted model, not a curated record.
CACACACAUCUCUGCGUUAUCGCACAGUGCUAAUCUGUGUUUUUCCCAACAGCGCUGUAAAUGCUGACGGACGCGUGCGCGCGACUGUAAUCGAUUCGCUGUGACAUGUGACCGCGUAACCCGCUCACAUGAGCUUAAAGUUUGUAAAGUCCCCCGAUCCGCAGCCCGCUGCUGAGCGCUGACACACGAGCCAUGGCGAGUGGCGACAGCGGACAGACUGUGGUUCUGAUCACCGGCUGCUCCUCUGGGAUCGGACUGCGAAUCGCCGUGCUGCUGGCCCGAGACGACCGGAAGCGUUACCAUGUUAUUGCCACUAUGAGAGACCUGAGAAAGAAAGACCGGCUGGUUGAGGCGGCGGGCGACGCAUAUGGAAAGACAUUGACGCUUUUGGCUUUGGAUGUGUGUAGUGAUGACUCUGUCAGACAGUGCGUCAACAGCGUGAAGGACCGACACAUUGACGUUCUCAUUAAUAACGCCGGAGUGGGUUUGCUGGGUCCUGUGGAGAGCAUCUCUGUCGAUGAGAUGAAGAAAGUAUUCGACACCAACUUCUUCGGUACCGUGCGCAUGAUAAAAGAGGUCAUGCCGGACAUGAAGAAGAGGCGGAGCGGACACAUCAUCGUUAUGAGCAGUGUGAUGGGCCUGCAGGGUGUGGUUUUCAAUGACGUCUACACAGCCUCCAAGUUUGCCAUAGAGGGCUUCUGUGAGAGCCUGGCAGUGCAGCUGCUGAAGUUUAAUGUGAAACUGUCUCUGAUAGAGCCGGGACCAGUGCACACAGAGUUUGAGACGAAGAUGAUGGAAGACGUGGCCAAGAUGGAAUAUCCCGGAGCAGAUGAGGAAACGGUCCGAUACUUCAAGGAAGUUUACUUGCCAUCCUGUAUGGAUAUCUUUGGGGCAAUGGGCCAAACCCCUGAGGACAUUGCUAAAUGCACAAAGAAAGUCAUCGAGUCCAGUCGACCCCGCUUCCGCAAUCUGACCAACAGCCUCUACACACCUAUCGUGGCCAUGAAGUACGCCGAUGAGACUGGUGGACUUUCAGUGCACACCUUUUACAAUCUACUGUUUAACUUUGGCUCGCUUAUGCACUUUACCAUGAGCAUCCUUAAGUGCCUGACCUGCAGCUGCCUGCGCAGACGCACCAUUUCUCCUGACUGAAGAGGGAAGCAGUGAAACACACUUCACUUUAGGCAUUGAUGAUACACUCCUAAAUAUAAAGGUGAUAAAAGAAAAAAUAUAGAUAUAACUUGUGUGCAACAGUUAAAGACUAUUUGUGCAACCAUACAGCUUGAUAUAGCACCUUUUAUGAAACUUUUUUUUAAGAGUGUUAUCCUCAGUUCAUCUACAUUUAAAAAUGAGUUACUGUUAGAGAAUGUGACUUUGUUCUAAGUUAUUAUUGUGUGAAUUACAAAACACUGAUGCAUAUGCAAUAAAAAACUGCAACAUGCAAUCAAAUAGUAAAUCAAAUAUUUAAUUUUAACAGGCAAAAAGCAUGUGAUGCUUUUGAUGUGACAAACAAUCUCAUAACUGCCUUUGUAUGUACUAAAGAUUUACAAAAUUAAAACCUUAAAGGAAUAGUUCACCCAAACAUUUAUUGACAAUCUCAAUCUGAUCUAAUAUAUAUGACUUACUUUCUUUAGUUGAACACAGACAAUUUUAUAUUAAAAUGAUGUCAUGUUAUUUUUUUAAAUAUGUGGCUUUUUGGAGCUCGACAAUGUUGAAAACCAUAAUAAGACGAUAACAUGACUGCAUAUCUUUUUGGGAUAUUUGGGUUAACUAUUCUUUCAAAUGACUAUAUGAUGUUUUGUCUGUUUAAAAAUCAGUUUCUUUCCUUUUAUGUUGUUAUUAACUUAAACAUUUAGGUAGUUACAAAGCCAUAUUUGAAAAGAUGUAUUGGUGAUCCUAAAUAAUAAUGUUAUUUGAUCAGAUUGAUCCAACUUGAAAACGUAUUAAAGUGUAGUUAGAAGUUUUGCAUUCGUUUCAUGUCUUGUUUUAUUUAUGGCACUUCCUUUAUCCCAUUUGUACUCAGCUUUAAAUAGAGGAGAGGAUGAGCAACCCAAACACUAAAGCAAUGAAAACAAUGUGAAACUAUGUUACGGCUGUGUCCUGAGGCGACACCGGAUACAAUCGAAGUUACAAAUGUAACCAGCAGAGAGCAGCAGAGCAUUUUUGGGUCUAAAUGCAAUGUUGCCAAGUCCACGGUUUUUCACAUUAUUGGGCUACUUUUAAACCAUUGCCGCAAGUUGGUUUUUUUGUCUACAGGUUGAAGGUUGAAGAUUUUGCUGUCCAUCUUAAUGCAUGAUGAUCUUAUUUGGGGUUUCC